AUGGCGUUCAGGAAGCGCAAUGUCGCGGUGGGCGCCUCUGCUCCGGGAUCCCCUGCGAUAGCACCACAGAAACAAGAAAAUCUUCCAGGCGUCCGGCCAUCGCCACUCACAUCUCAUUCUGUCACAUCAACUGGAAGCUCAUCGCUGGAUGCCCUGCUCGGAGGCCAUGGAGGACUCGCACUCGGAUCGAGUGUUCUCAUCGGGGAGAACGGGACGACCGACUUCGCUGGGGCUUUUCUCAAGUACUACGCAGCCGAAGGACUAUGUCAAGGACAUACCAUUCAUCUCGUAGGCAUGGGCGACUGGUGGUUGCGAGAACUUCCCGCUGUUGCAGCUGAGAGGUCGGGAAGUAGGCGGGAGAAGAGCCCAGCUGAAGAAGAGAGAAUGAAGAUUGCUUGGAGGUAUGAGAGGCUUGGUCAGUCCGGCGAAAGAGCACUUCCUAUACGUCAAACACCCAGUGCAGCAGGCCCUGCGAAAGAAGAACUACCCUUUUGCCACACCUUUGACCUCGCCAAACGCCUCACCAUUCCACAAAAUGCGAAGAUCGACCACAUCAAGAUCUCACCCGGCGACGCCCCCUUCGCCCCAGUCCUACAAAGUCUCGAGCGCAUCCUCAAGAACUCACCACCAACCAGCGUCCACCGCCUGAUAGUCCCCACCAUCCUCAGCCCAGCCUCCUACCCACCCCACGCCAGCAAACCCGAAAACAUCAUCCGCUUCCUCCACAGUCUCCGCAGCCUCCUCCGCCAACACCCCACCAAACUCACCGCCAUGCUCACCCUCCCCCUCGAACUCUACCCCCGCGACACCGGCCUCGUCCGCUGGGCCGAGAUCCUCUCCGACGGCGUCCUAGAACUCACGCCCUUCCCGCACUCCAUGGACGAAGCCAGCGACCUCGCAUCCAGCGGCGGCGCGCGCAGCAACGAAGACCAGCCGCAGGGGAUGGUGAAGGUGCAUAAAGUGCCGAUCGACACUGAGCGCGGGGAGGGUGGCGCCGGGGCCGGGAAUAGCACGGGGCAGGAUCUGGCGUUUACGGUUAGUAGGCGGAAGUUUGCGAUUAAGCCGUUCUCGCUGCCGCCGAUGGAGGGGGAUCGCGAGGCGCAGAAGGAGGGUGGGGGGCCUACUAAGAAGGAUUUGGAGUUUUAG
Saxophila tyrrhenica is the source of this 1146-nucleotide messenger RNA. RefSeq names its product Elongator subunit elp4 (gene ELP4). The transcript is spliced from 2 exons. The record is from RefSeq and is a predicted model, not a curated record. The coding region runs from base 1 to 1146 and encodes 381 amino acids. Lineage: Eukaryota; Fungi; Ascomycota; Dothideomycetes; Mycosphaerellales; Extremaceae. Gene Ontology annotation, cellular component: cytoplasm; transcription elongation factor complex; elongator holoenzyme complex. Gene Ontology annotation, biological process: tRNA wobble uridine modification.